This is a messenger RNA of Mya arenaria, 6494 nucleotides long. RefSeq lists its product as uncharacterized. Lineage: Eukaryota; Metazoa; Mollusca; Bivalvia; Myida; Myidae. Gene Ontology annotation, biological process: autophagy. The record is from RefSeq and is a predicted model, not a curated record. Gene Ontology annotation, molecular function: protein binding. The transcript is spliced from 16 exons. Gene Ontology annotation, cellular component: intracellular membrane-bounded organelle. Bases 122 to 4480 code for a protein of 1452 amino acids.
GUUAAAGUCUGAAAUUGGGGUGAAAAGUUCAUGAAAAAUUCCCCAAAAAUGAGAAAAUAUCUGGAGACAGUCACUAUUGGAUAACAAUAAAGGUUGUUUUAAAUACCAAGCACUAUACAAAAUGAACAUAGCUUCAUAUUUACAAGAGAGGCAGUAUGGCAAGAAGAGAAUUGGAUCAUCCAAAUGUGUCAGUGACUUUGUAGAACAAAAGUUCACAGAGUCUUUUGUAAAUAAGCCAUGUGCAAUAUCUGGAAGAUGUAGGUCAACAUUUGUUAUGCAGUUUAGUCCUGAUGGGACUAAGGUAGCAUCCACACAUGGUGACCACUCUAUCCAGGUGACAGAGCUGUCCAGUGGCCGGCUGGUGCGCACGUUGACAGGCCAUCCCCGCACCCCUUGGAGCCUUGCCUUCCAUCCAUCCUCAAGCCACAUCUUGGCAAGUGGCUGUCUUGGGGGACAGGUCCGCAUCUGGGACCUAUAUGGCCAUGGGUGUGAUGUUUGGGAGACAGAAAACUCAACAGUGGUUGCCUCCCUUACCUUCCACCCCGUGGACCAUGUGCUUGUCAUUGCUGCGGGCAACACCCUGUACUUCUGGGACUGGAGCAAGCCCGAACCCUUUGCGGCUUGCAAGACCACCUACGAAUAUGAGAGGAUCAGAUGGGUAAAGUUUGACGGUCAGGGUAUGAACCUUUAUACUGGAAUAUGUAACAGUGUGUCCAUCUCCCGUGAGCCACCUACUGUUGUAGGCAGUGAGGACAGAGCUGGUACAUCGGGUGAGACAACGAGAUUGAGCUCCGUGUAUAGUGACAUUGUAAACUACUACCAGGAGUUCCGGAGGGAUCGUCUACUCAGUCAGGCUCGACCCCUUCCACCAAGCCAGCCGAUUGGCACACAUGCUGCUGAGCCUGCUGGUUCAGGGGCGUUUGAAGGUCAUCCCCUGCUGAUGCCCAUAGAUACAGCAAACCUUGAUGCCCAGGAGCGUGCUCUCAGUCAGAGACAGCAAGAAAUACGCUCCAAUGAAAUUCUCUUCUUGGGCUAUGCCCAGAGGCUGGCACAAAUCCCAUCCUCAGAAUCUGGUCAGGGUGAGCAAGAGGAAGAAGAAAUUACCGGGGUUCAGUCACAGUCUACAGGAAACCAGAGACCAAGCAUCCAGUCUGUGUUUGGGAGUCCAGUGAGCCAUGAUGUACUGUUGGAUCCAGCGUCAGACCCUCUACUAGCAUCUGCAGGAAAUGUAGAAAUCAAUACUGGCGAUCAUGGUCAGAUUCCGCAGUUUGGAACCAGUGCUUUUGCUCCCAGGUUUCUUGCUCCUCCCCUGCGUGGAGUGACCAGUCCCCCUCCUAAUAACCAGGAACAUGAAGAUUUCCCAAUUACCACAGAUAUAGAGGUCAACCUGGAUUCACUGCUACAACAUCCUCCAAGACUGGAAUACAUGCGCCCAUCUCUGUCUGCCUCUGCAGCCACCUUCCCUAUUUCUAGUCAAACAUUCGAGAACAAUCUUACAUCAGAUGCUAGUAUAUCCUCGUCAGGAAGCACACAUAAUGAGGACCUUGGAAGAAGUGAAAGACAAAGUCAACCUAUAUCAUCUGUGACCAGACAUUCCCAUACAAACCUUUUUUCCCUUCAGCUACAAGGUUUGAUGCCAACAACUACAAGCUCUUUAGUUACUGUAUCCACGGGCACUCAUUCUUCAAAACCAUUCCAAAGCAUUAGAGAAAGACUUCUGUCAGGCCAACCGCUUAAUCCAGUUACAUGUUCAACAACAACAACAGUACAUUCCCAGUCUGAUGGCAUACCAAAAGUAACCGUGAUAAUGAGCACAACCACCCAGCCAGUAGCUACUACAUCUAGGGCAGCGAUUGGUGCGGGAAACCCUGCUCAGGUCGGCGUUAUCCCCACUGUAACAAUCCUGCCUUCAAUGGAAAACUCCCAGCUAGAUUUAAACACAAGUGCAAGAAGACUGGGAAUUGAAACUACUGGAACAAGUGAACUUGUUAACCAGCCAACAAGUGCUACCAGAUUUGCAGAACCUACUUAUUGUGAUAACAGUUCUAGUUCAAAUGACAGUGCGUCCGCUCUUGGAUCAAUGCAUAAUAUUGGUAACAAUGAAACUGUACCUAGUGCUCCCAGCUCUUUGUCCGAUGCUCCAAGCAGUGUUAUAGUGGAUUCUGGUCUUUUAUCUAGGAAUGUUAGUGCAAUACCAUGUCAAGCGCAAACACUAGGGAAUGCUGGAGUUGAAGGAUCUAUUAACCAGGAUGUAGCUUUAGAAGAGAGGCUACUUCAAAGUAACAUCUUAGGGGAUCUGUUCCCUAGCUCUUCUUCUGUUGUGGCCAGCACAAGCAGCGUUACCACCUUGUUUCAGAACAUAUUGCACAGAUCAGGAACGCUCCCAGAAUGCACCACUUCUUCUUCGGCAACAGGUCUACAGAGGGCACCGUACAGCCAGACUAGAGCCCACCCAUAUCUGCCCCCACAGUCAUACCAGCACAGGACUCGCUACAUGUCCAUAAUGGGGCCAUAUCUGGAGAGCCGGGGCAUUAACCCUGUCGUUACUCUACCUUCAUCCAUGGUUCUUGAGGAGAGAACUCACGACAUCCCAGCUGUUCCAGACAACAAUGCAACAGAAACAGCAUCUCUAAGUCAACAUUCAAGAGACCAAGCUUCUAGUGAUACAGAAACGGAACUCAGUGCUCAUCUGAGUACCUCAGCUGCUUACUUCUUGCCUAUCUCAGACGAUCAGCGUAGGAGCCUGUCUUCGACGAGUCUGAAUAGAGGCACAGAUUCAGCGGUGUUGCGGCAGUUCAAUGCAUCUGCAGAAUCAACUGACAGUGCGCUAGGAAACAGUUCAAGGGGUAGCUCACAGGGGCAGGAGAUAGAGCUUGUUGUGGACCAGAAUGAAAACUACACCACUCACCCUGUCUCUACAAGGAACAACAUUGAUUCUCAGAAUGCCAGCAGUACCCAGAAUAUCAGUGUGCGGAAUCAAGAUGAUAACAAUAAUUCGAUACAUAUUGUAUCAUCAAGUAAUGUGCAAAUACAGAGCACAGGAAGUACCUUACACCACACAGGAAGAAACACAAGUGUUCAGCAGAGGGGGAACAGUGCAUCUGGUGGUGGUGGAAAUCCUUCAGGAGGCGCUCUUGGAGAGAGACAUGACGAAUAUGUAAGAUUAAGAGACAGUUUUGUAACAAUGACUGACCAGAUAGAGCGAGAAAUGAAUGAGCUUAAUCGUAGAAUAAAUGCGCUAAGGGACACUUUCAAUCAGAGUAUUCGUAACCUGCGCCAGGACAGACAUCGUUAUGAAGCCCUGGACACGAUGCUAGCACGGGAGACAGGGACUAACCUUGGGCCACACAACCCUGUGCCAGGUGUACCCAACAUGUCCAGUGCUCCACCUAGAUUUGGUCUGCAGUCUCUUUCCCAGCCCAGCAGCUCCACUACCACAGGUGUGGUUCCCGGCCCGCCCACUCUGCUGGAGUCUUCCCUGCGUUCUCACCAGCGCCAGGUACAGGCCAGGCUCCCUCACCUACCCAGGCUACCCAGGAACAGCAGACCGUACAGUAUGGAGGGCGGGGAGGAGGGCAGCCACUGGCGGACGUUACAGCGCCACUACCUGCAUCCACACUACUCCUCAAGCAUCCUUGACGAGACCAUCAACCGACCAAACAAUGCUGUUCAGUCCGCAAUCAACCGCGCAAUAGCAGGUGCGUUUAUGGGAUCCGGGGAGUCAGCUGUGGCAAACAACAUCAUCAACCACACCCACCGUAUCCAGGCAUGGGACUUCUCACAAUGUGAUAUUCCGGACAUCUCACAAAGUACAGUGAAUGUGGUAGUGUCUCACUGUAAGUUACACAACGAUGUCAGUGCGGACAUCUCACAGACGGACACACGUCUGGCCACCUUUGUCCCCAGUCAUCAGGGCUUUCCUGAUGACAACAUUUUAGCCGUCUACUCCCUUGAGCCAGCAACCAGGGGCCAGUGUCUCUACACCAAGAAGUUUGGUCCAAAUGCCAUCUCUGUAAGCAUGUCGCCCUCCAACAACUAUGUGCUGGUCGGGCUGGCUGCUAAACGGCUGUCCUGGGUCUUCACCUCACAACAGCUUGUGGCCCAGGUUUACAGACUGGAGAAAAAGCAAGCUGGGGAAAAGUCAAUGAAGCAUAUAAAAGAUGUGAUGCACAUAUGCGAUGCAGAGACUCGGACGCAUGUGAGCGGAAACUCGGCUCGUUGGCUCCCAGCUCCAGGUCAGGGCCUCGUAUACGGGACCAACAGAGGGGACCUUAAUAUCUGCAGACCAGGCCUGAAACAUGUGGAAGGGCGCUCAGGUGUGUCACAAAUAUACGAGCUUGAAAACCAUGCAGAAAAUAUUGAUAGGUUGUUCCCUCACCUUCUUGGAAGAAUGCCGUACCGUCAUGUGACUGCAGCAACGCAAACAGCAGGCAUCAGAAGGUCAGCCAGCACGCAGACUGGUCUCGAGGAUCAGACUUAACAACUACGUCAUGUGACCUUAGCAACGCAAACAGCCAGCAUCAGAAGUUCAGACAGGUCACAAGGAUCAGAGUUAAUGACCACAACUCUUGGGCAUUUUAUAUGAUUGUGCUUGAUAAUUUAUGUUAUUGUGUUACAACAAGAGAAAUUUUACCAGAGACUUAUUGGAGAAAGUGAAAUAGUAAUAUUGUUUCCCCUCUUAUUUUGGAAGACUAUUGCAUUGUAGUAAAGGAGUAUUACUGGAAAAAAUGGCAUUGUCAUUAAUACCAUAGUCAAGUUAUUGUGUAAAGAUGAUAUGCCUGUAACAAUCAAUUAUACAUUUAUGCGAUGUCUAGAAUAAUUCAUAAGUUAUUGUACAAAAAAUAUUUGAGCCUUAUCAUAACCUCAUCUGUUUUUUGAAGAGAUGUUUUGUUGUGUUGGUGUCAGCAACAGUUAUUGCCUAAGGCACUGUCAGGCAUUUUUUAACAUAGCCGUAACUUUUAAACCAUUCAAAUUUCAAGAUAUCCAAAUGAAACUUGGUACACGUUUUGCAACAGACUCUGACUUGUGUACAGCAAGGCCCAUAACUCUGGCUUGAGUAAUUGUUGAGUUAUGCCCCAUACUUGACUGAUUAAAUCAGACAAGUGUUGAUGUUUGCUCUGUGGCGCCCUUGUUUCCCACAGUUAGGAAAUUUGAUGUUCAGAUCUUAUAUGAAUUGAGCAUUCAUAAUACCAAUCACAAAUCAUGUAAUAAAUCUCAGUAUCAAAUUGGUAAUUUAAUAAGUCAUAUGACUUUACAUGCAGAUUGGCAAUUUUAAUUAUUCAAGAAUGAUAUUUUUGACUUGGUUCAAACACAAACUCAUCCAUAUUCUUAAACACUUGUUGAAUGUUAAUAAUUCAUGAUUACAUAACCAUUCAGUCGGACCUUCUCUCUAUAAGGGUACAAUGUAUGUAGAACAAAUGAAAAGAUGGGGCCCCCUCCAAAUAAUAAGACUCCAUUGUGUAUCUUAAGAUUUAUCAAUCCUUAUCAAAUACAACCAAAGAAUGAAAGAGUGUCUUUCCUUUUCAAAAACAGCGAAAGAAUAAAUUUGAAAUAAUUAUUUCUCUUGUUGCUGUGAGUUUUCAUUUUUGUCCCAACAAUUGACUGAAACUUGGGUAGAUAAAUUCCUUCUUUUAUGGUAUGUAAAAUUUGUUUCACAUUUUCAUAUUAUACAUGUAAAUUAUUGAACUACAUGAAUUGUUGAUUUAUAAAUUAUGUUUUUUUGGAGGGACAUUACAUGUGAUGGUUUAUGUUUGUUAUUAUUCUUGGUCCACAAUUUCCCCAAGUCUUAUAAAUUUCAGAUACGUUACUGACUUAACAUGGUAUUUCUGUUAAGUAUAGAAUUUUGUUAAGAUUUAUAAUUGGCACUCCAGACUUAAAACCUUUAAUGAUCCGUGUAUAAGCUUAUUUGUUUUUUAAAGAUUUUUUUCUGCAAAAUAUUGCUAGACUUGGUCUCAUUGCGGUUCAAAGCGGGUUCAAGAUAUUCACAUAAAACUUAGUAUCAUAAUACAAGUUACCAUGGACAUUACGUACAUGUUUUAAAACUUCCAUAAGUCUGACUAUAUGUGUAAUCCAGUAGUGCCCCUUAUACAUCAGAUGAGCACGGUAAGUCCUAUAAGACAAACUUUAUGUUGACCUCCAGUUAUGUCUUGGAAUUUCAUACAAUGUCACCUCCAGUUAUUGCGCUUGGAGUUGUCUUACACUCUUCAUAAAAAUGGACAAAACUUAGAACACUCAUUGUCUGAAAGCGGAGCACACAGCGCUUAGAUAUUUGACAUUUAGCCAGGGUUAGGUGCAACCUAGGGCUCAUGGUUUCUAUAGAAACUUCCAGAAAAUGUUAAUGCAUGAAAAUAAAUGCUAAAAGCUAAAAUAGCCUAUGAAUUCGGUAUAUAAAAUUAGCUAUAGAAUCAUGUCUCUCGAAGCAUGUUUGUUCGAAGUAUUUUCUAUCUAAUAUCUUCCAAGAAUUUAUAGAAAGAGAACUAUGUGCACCGUUUUCU